CAUAAUCACCAUUUACUUGACUCGGAUGAACAAACCCAAUUAGUUAUCCAACACCUGCAAGUUAACAAGUUUCUCCUCAUCGAUCCCUCCGGUUAAAUCUUCGUCAAUUUUCCGGCGAGAUCUCAACCAUCCGUCGGAAAAAUAGUCGAAGAUCCGAUCCGAGGCAAAGGUGUUAUAGCUGUGGCGGAUCUGAUCCGGAGUAGCUACUAUUGGAAUUGAUUUCCUUUCCAAGACUAUGUAUCUUGAAGAUCGGACUGUACGAUUGCAGUUAUGGGAUACUGCAGGGCAAGAGAGAUUUAGGAGUCUCAUCCCAAGCUAUAUAAGAGACUCAUCUGUUGCUGUCAUAGUUUAUGAUGUUGCAAGCAGACAGUCCUUUCUGAAUACAGCAAAAUGGAUUGAUGAGGUUCGAACUGAGAGAGGAAGCGAUGUUAUUAUUGUGCUAGUUGGGAACAAAACUGAUCUGGUGGAGAAGAGGCAAGUUUCGAUAGAAGAAGCUGAGUCCAAAUCUCGCGACCUUAAUGUGAUGUUUAUUGAAACUAGUGCUAAGGCUGGCUUCAAUAUUAAGCCAUUAUUCAGGAAGAUUGCUGCAGCCUUGCCUGGUAUGGAAACUCUAUCAUCAGCUAAACAAGAGGAUAUGGUUGAUGUGAACCUCAGGUCUGGCAACAAUAAUGGAUCUCAAUCACAAGAGCAAUCAGGAGGGUGUGCUUGCUGAUAACCGAACCUUCCUAAUUUCAUGGAAACAUAUUUUGAUUGUAAAGUUGUUGGUUGGCUUUGAUAGUAUUGAAUUUUGGUCGUGAUAUAUAGUGAGAAUUCUCUCAGUCGUCCCUCCUGUUAAUUGUUGCAUCUAUUCUCUGUAUCCUAUUUUCUUCAUGUUAUCAACAGCAUGGUCUUAACAGUGGUUACAUUCACUAAAACUCAGGAAAAAAGGUGUUGUUUUUAAUAA
This is a messenger RNA of Salvia splendens (bonfire salvia), 943 nucleotides long. RefSeq names its product ras-related protein RABH1b. Gene Ontology annotation, molecular function: GTPase activity; GTP binding. NCBI's taxonomy places the organism in Eukaryota, Viridiplantae, Streptophyta, Magnoliopsida, Lamiales, Lamiaceae. The record is from RefSeq and is a predicted model, not a curated record. Bases 236 to 712 code for a protein of 158 amino acids. The transcript is spliced from 6 exons.